AUGGAAGAGGAGGUUCUUGAAGACAGCCACUGGACAGGCUGCACAGAUGUCCCUGUCGGUCGACAGAGACAUUAUGUCCUUUCUGGGCUAGAUUCUAGAAGUACUUAUAGAGUCAGGGUCAUGCAUUCCUCUGAUUUUGGAGAUACAGACUGGUCUCCUUACAAAAUCUAUCUCACUGCUAUUGAGGAGACCAAAGAGGUCUACAAAAGAGCAGAGAUCUUUGCAAAAGGAACAUCAGCUGUUAAUCACGGAGAAUCUGUUAUCAUGGUUGACGGUAAUAUAAUAUUACAAAAAGCAAACUACAGAGGCCUCUACCUAGUUGUUCUAGAUCGUAAAACUUUAGCAAAGACGGAUUCAGCUAUUGGUGUCAGUUCAAUUACUGAGAAAUUAGGAGCUCUUGAUGGCGAAUCGAUUAUUGUAAUUGUCUCAAAUAACGUCUGGGAGGACGAUUUUUCCAUUGAAUUAGGCAACCAACUUCAGAAAUUUGGAGGAUUUUACAUCAAAGAGUUCCAGUAUCAAUAUAGUAGAAGAUUUAGUGAACACACAAGGUCUAGACACCUUAAGUUUGAAGAUAUUUCAGAGCAAAAUAAUUAUUUCCAUCCCUUUGCUUUUAUAGGAAUUAAAGGAAUUCCUCCAGGAAUGGCAUAUGAGAGUAUAAGGAGUAAUCAAGGCUAUUUCUUGGAGGAAUCAGCACAACCCCAAGCAGAGCUUAAUGUCUUCCUUGAGUACAACAUAAUGACACAUCGUUAUGUGUUUGACCAAAUUCAAGUAGAAAGCGAAAUGAGAAUGAAUGAGGAUUACAAAGUGAUCCAUAAGAAUAAGAAUCGUUCCCUAAUGAAUAUAAUUCAGUACCUUGCUUCUGUGAAUCUAACAGUUGCAGUUGAUGCUCUCGAGUCUGGUUUUCAAAGUACUUACUAUGAUAAGUCUAUUCUUGUAAAUUCAGAAAUUCCUCAGAGACUUUAUGAAAACAACUCAGUUGUUGUAGCAGGAGUCGAUUUGAAGACUAAGCCAUAUUACACUUAUUUACAGAACUUUGUGCACAACGAUGGGAGAUGUGAAGCUCCUUACACUGAUUACACAAAUUCCUUCUGAUAUGAUCUCUCUACUCUUGGAUCUGACAUCCCUGAUAUUUUCAAGUGAAAAAUUGGUUUGAUGCCUUAUAAUUGUCCGGCAAUGGCCGAUAUUGAGAAUUCAUUCUCAGGAUAUUUCUAA
This is a messenger RNA of Moneuplotes crassus, 1212 nucleotides long. Lineage: Eukaryota; Ciliophora; Spirotrichea; Euplotida; Euplotidae. The record is from the annotation of a GenBank genome assembly.